AAUAAGCGUCGAAUUUUUUGUCGAUUUUACCGAUACGGCAGGUGCGCUUACGGUGACGAGUGUAGGUUUGUACAUCAGAAGGCUUCAAGAACUGAGCGAAGCUUCGGACAGAAGCCUUUUCGUGGCGAAUCUGGUCUGGAGCCUGAAACCGACGAUAAUUGUUCGCCUAAAGUCGUGCCAGAUAACUCAAAUGAAUCGGGAAAAAAUAGAGUUCAGGAACCUGGAAAGGUUUCUAGGCCUCCUUGGCGUCCAAAAUCCUAUCGACCACGUGUCUUUCUUAAAAGAGAGCAAGUUGGAACCGAAGAGCAGAAAGGGGAGAGGGAAAAAGAUAUAAAUUAUUUUAAAAGAAGAUUUGAAGAAACAGAGCUUCGUUGCCUGGAGAGUAAUGCCGCUGAAAUUGAAUUCACUUAUACCGUAACAGAUCCAGAUUGGCCGUUUGAUGUGCGCUCAUUAAAGUGUAUUUUUUGUAUUCCUGAGGAGUAUCCUGUUGCCAGAGGAGACCUGCGUCUAGCGGAAUCUUCUUUACCAAAGGUUCUAGUUUUACAUAUCGAGAAGGAAAUGGAAGGACUUUUGGCGUCUUUGCAUAAAAAUUCAGAAGAAAAAGAUGCAUUUGAAUCAGUUGGUCGGCAGAUAAUUCGAUGGCUAGACAGAUCUAUUCUUGAUCUGUUCAUCAAGGGUAGACUGAAGUUUUUGGUACAGGAGGAAGUUGAGGGAGAAGGAGUCAAUAACGAUGAAACAACUGACAACUUGUCAGCUGAAGACGAUUGUGAUACCCGGGUCUCUGAUACUGCCGCGCAAGACGAGGAACGGUGUCUUCCCAAUGAUCCCAGCGAAUCCGUCAUGGUUUCUGACAAUCAGACGAGUCGGGAGACAAGAGAUGCCAUCGAAGUUAGGAUUAACUGGAAUAAUGUUGAUGGAAAUAUUGCAUCUCUUUACGCACGAUCUCUGGCUUUCCAAACGAAAUGUAUGAGAUGCAGUUGUCCAGGUUUUAUGAACUGUGUUGAAAAGCAGCUGACGACUGCACAUUGCAAACAGUUCGUUUUUAACGUCAAAAUGAAUCUUACCUAUGGUUCGUCUCAUAAAUCUUGGUGUCAUAAUUGUCACUCCAAGUGCGAGUUCUCUAUUAGUUCACUGCGGUUUUCUGGUAACGUUAAUUCGAUAGCUUUAGAAGAUUCUUCUAUGAAAAAGCUUCAGGUGGCGAAAAAAAAGAAGGUUGACCAGCAGCUUGUAAUUGUUGAGGGAGCACCUCUGCCCGAAUAUGGCACAUGUAAACAUUUUAAAAAAAGUUAUAGGUGGUUCAGAUUUCCAUGUUGUGGUAAGGUUUACCCAUGCGAUCAGUGUCAUGAUGAUGGUGAAACAGAACAUGAGAUGGUUUUCGCGACCCGAAUAAUCUGUGGAUUCUGUAGUAAAGAACAGCCUUAUAUUGGAAACAAACCCUGCUCGAACUGUAAGAAUGCUGUCAUUGCGUCGAAGUCGUCAUUUUGGGAAGGCGGAAAGGGAUGUCGAGAUAAAACAAAAAUGAACCGGUAA
Molecule: messenger RNA, 1530 nt
Organism: Enterobius vermicularis (human pinworm)
Lineage: Eukaryota; Metazoa; Nematoda; Chromadorea; Rhabditida; Oxyuridae
Source: the annotation of a GenBank genome assembly